UUUUUUUUUUUUGUGGUCCUCUCAAUAAUUUAGAUAUUGGAGAAGGAAAGCUUUUUUUUCCUUUAUGUGUUUGAUAGGUUUGAGAUAGUGUUUGGUUACAUUAGAUUUAAAUUGGAAAACUUAUUUUAUAUUGAUGAUCAUUUAACGAUUAUACAUGAGCCCUAAUUCCUAUCAAGGCAAAGGAGAUUAUAGAUUAGGAAAGGAUCAGGAAAGUCAGUUGAUAAUGGAAUUAUUAAUACCCACCCCACGUACGCUAUUAGGGACUCGAUUCUAAGCCAGAUAUGAUCAUAAAAUGAACAUUCAGCAAAGAUUAGUAUUGAAGAAAGAUCCAAAACAGAUACAAAAUCCACUGUAUAAUGGAGGGAUAUUCAAAGAUCAAGCUCCACCUACCCAGAUCAGAAUUAGUGAUUUUUCAGAUGGUUUUAUACACCAGCUUUGAUACUGCACAAUCCCACUCAAGGCAUCAAUUAUUGUUUUUCCAGUUGAGUGAUCAUUUCUUGAUUGCACUUUCCGAGUAUACUCAUCAAAGGCCAAGCUUCACACAUCAUGCCAUUAUGCAAACAUUGAUGCUGUGCACUGUAUAAGCUAUCAGGAAACAUUUUUCCAAACAUCAUUUUUUGAGUUCUAUAAUGUGGGAUGCUCCCUGAGGUGUGUGCAAUUUCGGUGCAAGGCAGUUUGGGUCAAGAUACAUGGUGCAGAUUCAACUCCAGUAACUGCAAGCCUAAUGGCAGAUAAUAAUUCCACAUAUGAUUGUGUGGGGACUGUUUUGCCAGAAUGGAUGCUGGUCAUUUCUCAAUGGAGGAUUCAUUCUUGAUACCCUUCAAGUUUAUCAAUACUAUACUUUCUGAUAAACUCAAAACCUUGUUAUAUGAAUAGUUAAUUGUCUGGAUUAGUAUGACUCUAAUGUUGGGUUGUCCUAACAUUAAACAAUCAUGUAAAAUGUUGAUACCUCUGUUACUUUAUUAGAGACAUUGUUUUCUGUUUUUGUUUUGGUUACGCAGGGAACUCCUGACAAAAGUAUCAACAUUACAAUUGCAAGUGCUUCAUUACAAUCAUUUACUGAGCAGCAAUGGAGAACAAAUCAGCAAGACAUAACUAACACUGCAAGUACUGGUAUCACCUGAUGUUUUCAUGGGCUAACAUGAUUUGUUUUUCUAAUCCUAGUCUGCCGAAAAUUUGUAAUGCCAAAACCUCAGAAAUAGUUUCAGAUGAAAGAUGCAAUUCAGCUUAAGGAAGCGUGCUGUGAAAAUACAUGUGUCAGAUAGUCAUGGAGAGUUGCAAGGAGCAUACAUUACGAUAGAACAAAUCUCAAAAGAUUUCCCAUUUGGAUCAGCAAUAGCAAGUACCAUUCUUGGAAAUUUACCCUACCAGAACUGGUUUGUUGAGAGAUUCAAUGCAGCAGUCUUUGAAAACGAACUUAAGUGGUGUGCGACAACCGAACAAGUGAAAGUCAACUAUACCAUAGCAGACCAAAUGCUGGAACUCGUUCGAGCCAACCAAAUAAUUGCUAGAGGCCAUAAUAUUUUCUGGGAAGACCCCAGAUACAAUCUGGCAUGGGAUCGUAAUCUUUCAGAUUCUGCAAUAAAAUCAGCAGUCAACUCACGGAUUCAAAGCCUAAUGAGCAAAUACAAAGAAGAUUUUAUACACUGGGAUGUUAGCAACGAAACGUUACACUUUGAUUUUUAAAGGAUUGAUCAUGAUGCCACCUUACAUUUCAAUCAGACAGCACACGAAGCAGACCCCUUUGCAACAUUUUUUUUUUUGAAUGAAUUUAAUAAUGUGCUGGAAACUUGUACUGAUGUGAAGGCAACAGUUGAUAUCUACAUUUCAAAGAUACGAGAACUUGAACGCGGAGGAGCAUCAAUAAAUGGAAUUGGCCUAGAGAGUCACUUUUCUAUGCCAAAUCUUCCUCUAAUGUAA
Molecule: messenger RNA, 1920 nt
Organism: Populus trichocarpa (black cottonwood)
Lineage: Eukaryota; Viridiplantae; Streptophyta; Magnoliopsida; Malpighiales; Salicaceae
Product: endo-1,4-beta-xylanase 1
Biological process (GO): carbohydrate metabolic process
Molecular function (GO): hydrolase activity, hydrolyzing O-glycosyl compounds
Source: RefSeq, a predicted model, not a curated record